CGGCGGCGGCACCUGCGGUGGCGCAGCGGAGCUAAAUCCGAGGAUCUGGCGGGUGGUUGCGCAGGAUGCCGUAUGCCAACCAGCCCACUGUGCGGAUCACGGAGCUCACCGACGAGAAUGUCAAGUUCAUCAUCGAGAACACAGACCUGGCGGUGGCCAACUCCAUUCGGAGGGUCUUCAUCGCGGAGGUGCCCAUAAUAGCCAUCGACUGGGUUCAAAUAGAUGCCAAUUCUUCAGUUCUUCAUGAUGAGUUCAUCGCUCACAGGCUCGGGCUAAUCCCCCUCACGAGUGACGACAUCGUGGACAAGCUGCAGUACUCACGGGACUGCACGUGCGAAGAGUUCUGCCCCGAGUGCUCCGUGGAGUUCACCCUUGACGUGCGGUGCAACGAAGACCAGACUCGGCACGUCACAUCCCGGGACCUCAUCUCCAACAGCCCCCGGGUCAUUCCAGUGACCUCCCGGAACCGAGAUAAUGACCCCAAUGACUACGUGGAGCAGGACGACAUCCUCAUUGUCAAGCUGAGGAAAGGCCAGGAGCUAAGACUCCGAGCCUAUGCCAAAAAGGGCUUUGGCAAGGAGCAUGCCAAGUGGAACCCUACCGCAGGGGUGGCUUUUGAAUACGAUCCCGACAAUGCCCUUCGGCACACAGUGUACCCCAAGCCCGAGGAAUGGCCAAAGAGCGAGUACUCCGAGCUGGAUGAAGAUGAGUCACAGGCUCCCUACGACCCCAACGGCAAGCCAGAGAGGUUUUACUACAACGUCGAGUCCUGUGGCUCUCUGCGCCCUGAGACCAUUGUCCUGUCGGCCCUCUCUGGAUUGAAGAAGAAGCUGAGUGAUUUACAGACCCAGUUAAGCCACGAGAUCCAGAGUGAUGUCCUGACCAUAAACUAGCACAGCUCACCUGUUCGAACAAAAAAGAGGGGCAUGUAGGCCAGCAGCUGGAUUCCAGGUCUCUUGCAGAGCCUCUUCUAGCUUCUGGGGUGUGGACAGCUGUUGCUCAGGCUUCUUGGCAAACCAUCAGUACCCACUCGAAGGGAGCCUGUGGAAGACCAGGCCUUUCCCAGCCGUGCUCCGUUAGAUUGCCAGGCGUGCCCCUGGCAGUUGAGGCAGGACACUUUUUUUUUUUUUUUUACUAGAUCUCACAUCCCUGGCUCUGCCCACUAAUUGCCAGGAACACUCCCCAGAGCAUCCCUUCCAUCCCGUUUGCUUAUGUGCCUUUCGGGGAGUUUUCUGCUGAGAACUGCUGAGCUGGCUUCUCUUCUGGUCAGUUCAGGUCCUCAAACCCUUUCUGUCCAGAAGUUGGAGGUUUCACGGCUGUACCUUGGGACUUUUGGUGUUAGCAUUGAGUGCCGGAACCCUCCUUCACAUUGCCUACUCUCCCGUCUGGUCCCUGCUCGUGGCCUGUCUACUGGCACUUUGCUCAUGUCUCCCGGUGCCCCUAACUGGAGAACCCUAGAGAACAGUGGUAGAGCCUGGCUGCCCCCCCCCCCCGCCCCAGGUAAGCCCUGCAUUUCAUUCUCUACCCGCUAGUUAUGAGCCUCACUGCUAGUGGCCUGAUUCUUUAAGUUUGGGUGCUGGGGGGCAAGGGCCUUAGUGAAGGGAAGGUUUGGUCUUGACCCCUUACCCCUUUAGGUGGAAUCAUGCCCAGAGUCGUUAAUGAGGCAGCCUGGCAGGAGAAGCCUGGAGAAAACCAGAGAUCAGUACAGAAAGGAAGGGAUAUUUAUUGAUUCAGUAGUUGUCUUUUUAAAAGUUUUUAUUUUUGGCAAUAAAGAGCACAACAUAAACUCCUUCAUGCGUCAUCGUGCCACUAACUGAAGCCAGCCAGCCCUGCCUCCCUCUCCCAGGCCUUGGGCGCUGAGCUGGCCGUGGCCCUUCUCUGGCUCCAGGGCUCUCCUGGAGGGGCCUCUUGCUGGAUCAUUCUGCCACAGCGUGAAUAGUGGUUAUUUACAACGGGGUUUGUUCCCACACAUCAGAACCCGAAAGUAUUAAAAAGGAAAAAAAAAAACACACGCAACCAAG
Messenger RNA from Suricata suricatta (meerkat), 2021 nucleotides. RefSeq names its product RNA polymerase II subunit C (gene POLR2C). Gene Ontology annotation, cellular component: RNA polymerase II, core complex. Gene Ontology annotation, biological process: DNA-templated transcription. NCBI's taxonomy places the organism in Eukaryota, Metazoa, Chordata, Mammalia, Carnivora, Herpestidae. The transcript is spliced from 9 exons. Gene Ontology annotation, molecular function: DNA-directed RNA polymerase activity; protein dimerization activity; DNA binding. The record is from RefSeq and is a predicted model, not a curated record. Bases 66 to 893 code for a protein of 275 amino acids.